This is a messenger RNA of Acinonyx jubatus (cheetah), 11688 nucleotides long. RefSeq names its product atypical chemokine receptor 2 (gene ACKR2). Gene Ontology annotation, biological process: G protein-coupled receptor signaling pathway; chemotaxis; immune response. NCBI's taxonomy places the organism in Eukaryota, Metazoa, Chordata, Mammalia, Carnivora, Felidae. Gene Ontology annotation, cellular component: membrane. The record is from RefSeq and is a predicted model, not a curated record. The transcript has 7 exons. Gene Ontology annotation, molecular function: chemokine receptor activity; chemokine binding; scavenger receptor activity. Bases 7542 to 8702 code for a protein of 386 amino acids.
ACUCCAGCGUCCCUGGCUCUUAGGCUGGCGGGACCUCAGAUUUCUCUCGCGUUUUUUCCCUCGUGCGGCGGCGGCUAACUCCGCGAAGGCUGUGUCCAGAGCGCGGGCCUGGCGGGGACGGGCAUGAGGGGCUUCGGUCGCAGCUAGUUCUUGGGAGGCUCGGGGAAGGACGUUCCGGCUUUCACGGGCGCCGACGGCGGCGGGGCGACGGAGCGCUCGAUCCUUUCCGCUCGUCUAGUAGUUAUCUGCUGCCACGAACACGUGCUGUGGAGCCUCUCGUGGAGCCCUUCUUGGGGCUUGCACUCUGGUGGGGGGCAGCCAUUAGUUGCAAGCAUGGGGUCUCUAGAGCGGUGGUCUGACCCAGAACAGGGGAGGUUUCUCUGAGGAAGGCAGUGUCUUGAGGUGACAGUGAACUUCCAGGGAGGGAGCCUCUAGUUUGUUCGUAUGAUAGAUAACCAGUAUCUGGCGAGCUGAUGCAAAGCGUCAACUGUGCCGUAGGGAAUAUAUCUGUGACUAAAUUAGAAUCUCUUAAUGUUGCCGUGAAGUGAGACAGGUUGCCCAUGUUGUGUAUCACACAGGUAGGAACCAAGUGCCGUGAGCUCCGGAUUCUGAAACUCUUUUUGUCUCAUGAUUGAGUUAAGACACACGUAGGAAACAUUCGUGUUAUAUAUGUUGAAUUAAAAACGUCAUACCUUGGUUUUAUUAUGGUAUGGCUUUCACCUACUUGAAGGCACAUACUUGGUCUGGUUCACGCCCAUAUUUCCUGGAACAGUCUUUGAGCUCAGCUCAGUAGGAGCCCAGUGAUGUUAAAUGAAGACAUAAGUGAUGCAGUAAUUGUAGGGUUUCAAAAAUAAGGGGGAUAACCAGAGACUUAUUUAGGAUAAUUAAAAUGACAAAAGAGCCUGAGAGACUUGAAUAUGAAGGUAAACCCUAAGUCAUUAAGCCCCGUGAUUCUGGAACUAUAAAGGCUAAUAGCAGCAGGGAGCUGAGCGUAUUCAUUCCUGAAGGGGAUUUGUACAAAUCAAAGGAAUGUUAGCUUCCUUUGCACAUUUCCAGAGAAUGAGAUUUGGGAUCUGGGAGACUUGAGUGCCAGCCUCAGGCUAGCCACAAAGUAGUCUUGACUUUGGGUUUUACUUCUCAAAACUUCACUUUCUUCAUCUGUAAAAUGGGGGUAACAGUGGUGCGUUUAAUGAGGAAAAUGUAGGUCUUAGAGUGUUAGUACAGCGCCUGGCAUGAGAAGUGUGCACUCUUACUUUAAAAGUUCCUGUGCUGUGCAUUGUGUGGAAAGAGGCAGACCCUGCCCUAGUUGUAUGAGAAAUUAUCUCUUUCUGAUUGGUAUAUAGAAGCCAGAUCUUGGUAAAUGAUAAUGAUAAAUACCUGAAAUAAUCAAUGCAGAAGAUUUUUUAAUGGAGGUUAUUCUGUUAUACUUUUUUCCGUGUGGUGUUCCAAGAAAACAGCAGUGACAGCUGACAAACCAUUACAUCUUUCAUCAUGCAGACCUAAUUGAUAGCAAAUGUACAUCAUGUAUUAUUCUCCUUACUCUGUCAUUUAGAAGUUUAAUUGAUGCAGAAGACUUUAAAAAAUUAUUCGGGUUCUCAUGCAUUAAACUAACCUACUUGUAAUUUGUAGAAGGAAAGACAGCACAAGAAGUGUCUGCCUAAUUUGCUAAUUUCUGCUCUUUGGAGAGCCUUUGUAACUUCUUAUGUUCUUAAUAGAGGUUUACACACGAUCGAUCGAUCGAUCGUAUCUACUGUAAGAGAAAUGCGCUUCUAAACUCAUGUCUAUUUAAGCUGACGCCCAGUUUAAAGCUACACUACUCUUUUUUAUAUUCUUAAAACUACUUUGUGAUCUUUAUGGAAUUUUUUCUAAAAUUUUGAGAAAAUUGGUAAUAGCUACAGAAAUUUUAAAACCAGAGUUCAAAGUCACCUUCAGCAAUUAUAUUUCUUGGUGUGUAUAUUUUGUUGGGUAUUGUACUGGAUUUAGAAGUUAAAGACCUAGUCCUUUUCCUGAGAUGAUUUACAGUCUGAUUAGGUAGAAUGGAAAGAUACAGAAAAACACUAAAAACAGUCUAUGAUAGGUGGUUUCAACACAGCCUCAGGUAGAUACAGUGAGCGAGCAGUUUCAGAGAAGGCUUCUUGGGACUGGGGUUUGAGUGAUUAAGCUUUGAAGAAUGACUAGCUUGUAAAUAAAUUGGGAGACUAUUUCAGAAAGAGAAAACAGUGGGCAGAGGAAUAGCAGUAGAGUAUGGGAUUGUAGCUCUAGCAUGGACAGUGAAUGGGGAAAUGGCAAAAUUUGUGACUAAAGGAGAGUCAGAAUAAUGGGAAGUAGGCUUAAGCUACAUUGGGAAGGACUUUAAAUGCUAAUUAAAGAAGUUGCACAGUAUUCUAUCAGGUGGCCCUUGAAGGUUUGGGAGUAGGAUGUUGACCAGAAUAAUUAGAAUAUAUUUGAGGUAGAUGAUAGUGUAGUAGAAUGGUUAGAAAGGGAAUAUCAGAAAGUUAAAACCCAUUCAGUGUUUAGCUCAUUAUAUUAUUUGUAUUGAAGCCGUAUCUGUGGUCUUAAGGAUAUGGAAGACUGCUACAUGCAGUGGCCUCAUCCCUCUACCUCCUUGACAAGAACCACUAUUUUGAAGCAACAAUAGUUCUUACAAAGCAGUUCUCAGGCAGAAUCGUCAGGGACCCAGACCAUCUUAAAAUCCAUGUUAGAGGACUGUCCUGCAGGGCUACUCAAUAUGUCACAGCUCUGUACAUCUUACAUUUUGUAGAUUCAUGGAAUACUACUUAAGGUGUUUGUUUUAAACAAAAGUAAACUUCCCAGGCACAUUAAUCACGUUUUAAAGUUUAUUUAUUUAUUUUGAUAGAGAGUGGGGGAGAGUCAGAGAGAGGAUCCCAAGCCAGCUCCAUGCUGUCAGCAUGGAGCCCGAUGCAGGGCUUGAACCCAGGAACCAUGAGAUCAUGGCCUGAGCUAAAGUCAGAGGCUUAACUGACUGAGCAACCCAGUGCCCCAAAAGUUUUGUUUAAAACUAGGUAGGAACUUUUAAAUAAACCAAGAUUCUGUGGCAAAAGGUAAUUGGGCCCCUUCCUGGACUGCUUAUUUAAGUCUAUCAAGUGUUUUAUAAGAAAUGCUAUUUUUCCCCCCAGAAGGAGCAGCUGCUAAUCGUAUCAGGCCACCAGGUUCUGCUCAGCAACAUUCUUCUUAAGAAGUACCAAGGGGGGAAAAUGUGGUGGAGUGGAAAGGGGACUGGCCUGUGUCCCCAGGACUGCUACAUGCAUGUAGUUGAGAGACAUGGAUUUGAAUGCUGCCUUGAAUGCUUAUUACCAUUAUGACCUCAAACAAGUCAUUUAGCCUGUUGGAACCUCAACGUUUCAUCAACAAAAUGGGGAUAUUACCCAUGACAUCCGAGCAGAGAACUGAACGACGAGGGGCCAGUCCUAUGAAGCUCUGGGAAGAUCUAAGGUAGGGAUGGCACUCUGCCUUUGCUCUCAUGGUAUUCUGCUCUGACCAAACUGGCCCAGAUUUGCCUGACUCCUGUAUGCAGUGAUGUUAAGAGGAUUAUUUAUACAGGAAAACUUUUUAAAAAAAAUUUUUAAUGUAUAUUUAUUUUUUAGAGGGGGGAGGGGCAGAGAGACAGAAUCCAAAGCAGGCUCCAGGCUCUGGAGUGUGAGUGGGGGAGGGGCAGCCUGCUUCAGAUGCUGUGAUUCUUCAGAUUCUCCCCUGCUUGCUCGUGCUUGCACUCUCUCUCUCAAAAUAAAUAAACAUUUCAAAAAAUUUAUAUAAUUUUACAUUCCAUAUAGUUUGUUGUUAAAUAUGCCCUUCAGUAGAGAAUAUUCGGUUUUAUAUCUUGAUUUUUUAAGUUAGAAAACUUACAAUCUUAUAUAAUCUAUAUAACUAAAAAGAUUGACUUAUUUUUAUGAUCUGUAUUUGCACAGGUAUGUUAAUAGGUUAUACAAAAACAGAAUUAAUCACUGGAAGCAAAAGCUUUCUGUUUAUCCCAGGCAAACAACUCUUUCCACCAGGAGGGAUAAACAUAAUUUUCUGCGUGGCUCCCUAGCUGCUUCCUGGCACUCGAUAUGAUGUUGAGUACUGUGGUCACAUGUGAACAUUGGGUUACAAGCACCCUGGCAGGAGAGCCUCUGUUACGUGUAUCUUUGUACCGCCCACAGUGCUAACCUAGUGGUGUCCUGAACAUAAGCCUCCAGUAGAUACUGGCUGAAUGACUCACUGUUGUCUCUCUGCAGAGGUCAGUUCCUCAGUUCAGUGACGCAGGUUGCAUUUCAGCUACUGGGGCUGCAAUAUCCAGGUGGGGGCUGUGGACUCCUGUAGCCUGUUAAUUCUCUUGAUCACCCACCGUUUACACAGUCGCCCUUUCAGAACCCUCCUCCCUUCUCCCCCACUGCUUUGGAUGGUGAUUGCUUCUCUUCUUCCCCUUACUCUAUAUCUCUCAGCAAUGAUUUAGGGCCAUUUUACAGUCUGCUAAUUCCCUGAGAAUGAGGUGCCUCUUCUGGGAGAUACUGCCAUCCUCGAUGGCACUGCAGAUAGGUUUGUGUUGACUGAUCUCCAGGCUCUCCAAGUCAUUUUGCCCUUAGCCUGAUUACAAGGCACCAUCUGUUUGUCUCCAUGGCUUAAUGAAUCGAGGGCUCAUAAAUAUAGCUGAUAUCUAAAUUGAAUCCAAAUCACAGUGAAGAAAGGAUAAUAGUCUCCUUCGCCAGAGAUGGGUGGGCAAUUACUUUUAUAGCUUUGGAGAAAAAUGGAUUAUGUAGAUACUUCACUCAAAUUGGUGGCCCUGAGUCACUGUCCCUAUAUGCUGAUGCUUUUGCUCAGGGACAGUAACUUGCCUGCCCUGUUUCAGGAGAAAUAGAUUAUCUACCUGACCCAAGUUCACUCAGUGAAUCAGCAGUCAGAUUCUAGCCAUCAUAGUCCUUCUGCUACUUUGGCUUAUGAGGGUCAGAAGAAUUUUUCAAGCAUGAAGAAUAUUAAAAUAACCAUUAAAAAACUGACCUAGUAACCUUGGCCUGUUGCCUAAUGCAGUAUGGCUGAUGAGAGGGAAAUCCCUUGCAGUGAGAUGGCUGAGUGUUAAGUGUACUACACAGGUUGUGAUUUUUCUAGAAAUUGCGGGGGGGGGGGGUGGCUGUUAAACAGUUUUAAAAGAUCUAUUGCCACUUCUGGUGAAUUUGUUCUUACAGUCAGUGGGAUCUGGAAUCCUUGAGAUCCAUGGGCUACAGUGAGUGAGUUGUCUCUGGCCUCCCCCUUACCUGCAAGUAUUUUACACCAGAAGGAAGCAGAACCACAUGCAGCUACCCAAACAGCCUGUGCUACACCAACACAUGUGCUCACUGCCUACCAUUGCCAUACACUUGACAUAUCCACGUCUCUGAUCAUUAAAGCAGCUCUAUCAUGUAAAUAUUAUUAUCCCCAUUUUAUACGUGAGGAACCUGGGGAUCAACAUAAUUAAGUAAUUUUCAUGGGUUUCCAUUGAGGCAGAGGCAGGAUUUGAACCCAGUCCUGUUUAGCUCAUGUUUCUGCAAUGCUUCGUUGCCGUUCAGUGCAUUUUUUUGCCCUCCCUAUGCUUAUUCUCUGUCUCCUCUUCUGUUUCCCUUUCAGAAUCCUUAUCAAUCACAAGGGUUUUUUGAAAUAUAAAAGUGUGUGUAUAUAUUAUAUGUACAUAUAUAUUCACAACACAUGUACUUUUAUAUCUAUAUACCCAUAUAGAUGUAGAUAUUUAUAGACAGAUAUAAAUAGAUAUAUAGAUGUAUAUAACAUUAAAUGAGGAAAGAUAUACCCCUCAAAUGUUAAUGGUUGUUUUAUCUGAGUAGUAGAAUAAUUUGUGAUUUUCAUUUUUUCUUUGUGUUUUUGUGUCUUUCUCAAACUAGUAUUAUUGUCAUCAGGAAACAGUUUUUUAAAUCUUUCACAUCCUUUCAAAUUCAUAUGCUACUACCUUUGUGAGUAAAAUCUUUCCUGAUCUCCACACUAAUGCUACUUUCUCUUUUGAAACAGACUCUUUCCCCAGCACUUUUUUUGGUAACAUUAGUUAUUUAUUUUGAGAGAGAGAGGGAGGGGGAGUUGCAGAGAGAGAGGAGAGAGAAAACCUCAGGCAGGCUCAAAACUGCCAGCGCAGAACUCAGCGUGGGGCUCAGACCCAUGAACUGUGAGCCCAUGACCUGAACUGAAAUCAAGAGUACGAUGCUUAACCGGCAAGAGCCACCCAGGCGCCACUCCCCAGCACUUUUAUUGUCUUGGGUCAUUUCCAGCAUUUUGCUUUGUAUUCUGUGUAACCACAGGUCCCCAGGUCCCACAAAUUGAUAGAGGAAAGGAGUCGGGGAGGCGCAGCUAAUGAUAAAAAAGGUAACGGAAUAGCUGUUGCUCCAUUAGGAAAGCUAGAAUCUUCCUGCUGUAUCCACUAUAUCCCAGACUUUUUGGUCUCAUCCCCUCCCUGUGGUCCUGGCCAUGUCUCUUCCACAUUGCUGUUCCUAUGACCUGAGUCAGCCAUGAUGCUCACUCUGUGUGUGAUGCUGUCCCCUCUCCUUCACUUGGUACCAAGCUAGGCCCCAUUAUUCCAUCAGCCUCACACCAUCUAGGCUGUACCUCUACCCUUCAUCACUUUGCUGAAGUGGGACCAUCUCCCACCCAGGUUGUACCUUUUAAAAGUUAUUCUCCUUCCCCUCAUUUUCUUAAUCUCUGAUAUAACCUAUUGCACGAUGACUCAUGUUUUCCGGCUCCUUAAUACAUCCCCUCCCCAGCCUCCUUGCCUAGAAGAACUUGCCCUGAGAUUAGGUUGGGAGCCAGAGAAAUCUGGCCCAAUCCUUCCCUCUCCUUAGGGGCCCCAGAUGGAAGGGUGCACAACCACUCUCUUGUCUGGGAGAUCGAGCUGUGAUUUUGUUCUAUAAUUUAUUCUAGUGUCUCUCUCCUGGGUGGCUUGUUUGCCUUCAUCUCACCAGUCAUUCCCUUUCCAGGAAGGCCUGUCUGCAGCAACCAGAACUGGAAGCCUGGUGGCCCUCUUGACAUGCCCUGUGCUUGGGUAGACAAGCAGAAGCAACCCUGCUUGGGCUGUCAUCAGUCCACCGUGUCCUCUUCUAAGCCUCUCCAUUAACUUCUUGGACGGGAGCUGAGGACCAGUCAACUUUGUACACUCUGUGCACUCUGAAGCAGCUCUUAACAUAGGAUGGUCUCAGACUCCUCAGGCUCCUCAAAAUCAAGUGUACCUAUUUCUCCUCAGGCUAGAUAGCCCAGGUCACCCUGGACAUCAUACAGCACAUAUGUUCUAGCAGGAUAUGAAAAGGAAUUUUAAGAAAGAACCCAGAUGGCAGUAGUCUUAUGACAUUCUCUUGACCAUCCCCAUGACUCUAUGGGGCUCUAGACCAUCCUCGAGGCUACAAAAGUGACAAGCCACAGCUACAUCAAAAUUUGUAGCAAAUAAGGGACUGGGUCGGAAUGGGAACCACAGAAGGAGCUAUUUCAGAGCUUCACGUCUUCUGUGCUGCUGGGGGAAACCUGAGGCAGGUGGUCUCUGUCACCACAAGCUCCAGAACUGGGCGUGUCCUCCUAACAUGGCCUCCACCACCUCCCCUCUGCUGCCUACCACUGAGGUUGCCAGUUCUGAGAACAGCAGCUCCUUCUAUGACUACGAGUACUACCUGGACAGUGUGGCUUUCAUGCUCUGCCGGAAGGAUGAGGUGAUGUCCUUUGGCAGGAUCUUCCUGCCAGUCUUCUACAGCCUGAUCUUUGUGCUGGGUUUAGGAGGAAACCUCUUUCUUCUAAUGGUCUUGCUCCGGUACAUGCCUCGCAGGCGGAUGACUGAGGUCUAUCUGCUGAACCUGGCCAUCUCCAACCUCCUGUUUGUGGUGACACUGCCUUUCUGGGGCAUCUCUGUGGCCUGGCAUUGGGUCUUUGGGAGUUUCUUAUGCAAGAUGGUGAGCACCCUCUAUACCAUCAACUUCUACAGUGGCAUCUUCUUCAUUAGCUGCAUGAGCCUGGACAAGUACCUGGAGAUCGUCCACACUCAGCCCCACCACAGACUGAGGACCCGGGCCAAAAGCCUGCUCCUGGCUGCCAUGGUAUGGACUGUGGCCCUGGCUGUCUCCAUCCCUGACAUGGUCUUUGUGCAGACACAUGAAAACCCCACAGGCGUGUGGAACUGCUAUGCAGAUUUCGGAGGACAUGGGACCAUCUGGAAGCUCUUUCUCCGUUUCCAGCAGAACCUCCUGGGGUUUCUCCUUCCACUCCUUGUCAUGAUCUUCUUCUACUCCCGCAUUGGCUCUGUGCUGGUCAGGCUGAGGCCCCCAGGCCAGGGCCGGGCUCUGAAGAUAGUCAUAGCCCUCGUGGUGGCCUUCUUUGUGCUGUGGUUCCCAUACAACCUCACCUUGUUUCUGCACUCACUGCUGGACCUGCAAAUAUUUGGGGACUGCAAGGUUAGCCAGCACUUGGACUAUGCCCUGCAGGUGACAGAGAGCAUUGCCUUCCUUCACUGCUGCUUCACUCCCAUUCUCUAUGCCUUCUCCAGCCGCCACUUCCGCGGGUACCUGAAGGCUUUCCUCAUCACUGUGCUCCGGCACAACCAGGCACCUCGCCCUGCACAGGCCCCACUGUCCAGCUGUUCUGAGAGUAGCAGGCUCACUGCCCAAGAAGAAAUGACUGGCAUGAAUGACCUUGGGGAGAGGCAGGCUGAGCACUCCCCUGACAUGAAUGACACGGGAGAAAAUGAAGCCUGAGUGGCCAUACCACAGUCUGGUGAGAGUGGAUGGGACCCAGCUCAGUUGGGCAUCCACCCAAAGUCCUCUCUUCAAGGGCCUCAUGGACCAUGUUGUCAGACCCAGUGGUCAGUUCUCAAUUCUCAACCAUCAGCAGCAUUUACUUACUCUUGCCUCUUCCUUUCACUUUCUUUAUUGCCUUCCAGGAAAUCAUACUCUCUUGCAUGAAUCGCUACAGUAGUGUCCUAACUGACCUCGGUGCUUCUUAUCAUCAUGCUACGUCCUGUCAUCUAAUCUGCUCCCAGCAGCCAGCAUGAUCACCCACCCUCAGCCAUCAGUGCCAUCUUCCUCAGAGUAGUCCAAGGCUUGCCACCCACCAGUGUGCCCUCUUCCCUGUAGCUCAGCUGGGAAAAUAUUGUUGCAGUAUCGUUUAAUGUCACAGCUUUGAUGGCACUGCCAAGGGUCUGGCAAGCCGGAGGGCCUGGAAGUGCCCCACCUGGGGAGCUUCCCAGGAACAUGAGAGUCAGCAGGUGGGAUGCCAGGUGAACAUGGCAGUCCAGGAGGCUCUUCCUUCUUGUGCUUCCCAUGCCCCGCUCUGGAGCCUUCAAGGGUCCCUGGGGCCUGCACAAUCAAGUCUAAAUUUUUUGUCUGGCUUCAGGGCUGGAGCUUUCACACGUAGAAUCCCAUAUGCCAUCUUACCCUUAUAGUCCGUCAUUCCUUUUCACUUCCUGGACACCAGGUACCCCUUGUCUCUUACACAUUCCCACCUCUAUGUUUUGUGCUUGCCCACUUUGUGUAACAGGGAUCAUUUUUUCAGCCAGCUGUCCCCUCAUCCUUGUUCUUUAGCUGUCUCUCCUAAGGCCCCAGAGUCCCACUGUCAGGAAGGACUCUGAGCUCCAUUGGUGCCCUGGGAAAUGAAGCUCUGUAUCUGAAGGUGAUGAUUUGUUUGAGGAUGUGGGGGAGUGGGGUUCUAUUUUGGAGCUCCUGAAAUCUGGUGCACAAGGGACCUCAGUCCUGCCCACAUAGCAGCCUGACUGGUGAGAUACAGCCUGAGCUGUACCAACUGGGUCUAGGUACCCAGAGUCUCUGACAUCGUAUCCAUGAUGCAUAGAUGAUAUGGGAUAAGGUAUGCCAGCCAAGGGACACCUAGCAGGGCUUAUCCCCAGCACUGGCAGAUGUGUGUACGUGUAGUCUAUGUGCACAUGUCUGUGUUGCUGUGUGGGCUGUGCAUAGUACAUAUAGCUAUGUGGAUCUGACAUGAAUGUGUCACUGUGUCCCCUGGGCCUUGUGUCUGUGUGUUCCUAUGUGUCUUUCUCUAGCUGUGUAAGUGUGGGUAUGUGCUCUCUGCAAACAACAGGUAUAUAAGAAGUGCCCUGAAGCCGGUGCCCAAGGGGCAGGGGAAAGGGUGGCCACCAGUGACCCCUCGGUCCCUCUCACUGUCCUAGUUGCCAUGUACUGCAGCUGACCAUGGCGAGGGCUCUGACUACAGCACAGAAGGCACUGGUCAGGAAGCAAGUUGGAGCUGGGCUCUCACAGCCCAGGCCAGGACAGAGACCUCUUCAUCCUGACCUUACUUCCCAGUCCGCACCUCGGUUCCUCCUGCUGCUCUCCGUCUGCCCACCCAAAGGCCUAGUUCGCUGGCUACACUGCUCACGCCUUUCCAGGAAAGCUCCCAGGAUUCUCUUGGUCCUCAGACUCUGCGGCAAGAUGGACUCUUCCCCUGGCUGACCCAGGGAGAGGGACAGGCAUGGCUCUGCCUCUACCCUGUGAAAUGUGGUUUGAGGGUUUACAGCUAUUACUGCCUAUGGAAAAAAUAUUUUUCUUUCCCAGGUACCUGCAGUUCCACCUUUGGCAUGCCAUCUCUGAUCUUACUUUGUUAUAAGCUAUCCUUAGAGAAUACACAUAGUGGGCUUUUCUUUGAGGGAGAAAAAAUUUGGUGCAGAAAUGAGGAUUUGGGGGUCAGGACUGUUGUGUCAGGACAGGUAGUGAUUAGAUGUAUCCUUGGGGGUCUCAAUCUUCCUACUGCCUCAAGGUCCUUGCUAGGGAAGGAAGGGUGGCCCUUGCAGAGAGUGUGUCCAGUCCCCAUGCAAGGGGCGUAGGACUACAGGUGCCAUGGGCCCCUCCUGUGCCCGCAGCUGGGCAUUGGCCCCUACAUGCACACUAUAAUCCUGGGUGCUCACUGCUUCCUGGGAGUCCUGUUGUUAUGGGCUGUGGGACGGUAUACUUGUAGUCACCCCACACCUCUGACCCACUGAGGCUUCCCUUGGUCCCAGGUAUACCCUCAAACAUGCAGUUCCUGGGAGAUCACUCUCAGUUGAGACCUCUUGGUCUUGACCUAAUGGAUUUGGGCCCUCAGUCCUGCCCCCCAGCCUGUUGACAGGCCAGGCCCUUGGUCCAGAUUUCUUUGGGUAUAGGGAAAAUGAGGGGGUAUAGCACCUGAGCAGUGCCUAGGAGGUGUGUGAAGGCCCUGCAUCUUUGCCUGUAUCCCAAUACCUGCUCUGGCACAGGGCCUGGCUGUGUGGGGAGGCCAUUGAUAAGCUCUCCAUGGUGGUUUCCAGCCUCUCAGUCCCCUUCUCCCUCCCCUGUUCUCCCUGUGUGUCUCUUCUUGUGCUCCUGGCCCCUUGUGGGAUAGGUUAGGAUAUCCUGGCUUCUCCAAGGCAGUCAGAGCUCUGUCAGGCUCUAGACAGAGGUUGUCAUUUGGGGGCAGUUAGACCCAGAGGAAGGCAGACUCUGGCCCACAGUCACACCGCUAGUGGGGACAGACUCCUGCCUCCAGCCCCAGCCCCAGCCCCAGCCCUUGCCUGAGUUACUCUAAUAGCCUGUUAUCUUGGCAAAACUCAGGGCAGAACAGCCAGCCUCAAAAAAAUGCAAGAGGCCAGUCACAGAUUUGGGAGAGGUGAGUGGAGAGAAGCCCCACUAGGCAUCCUCGCAGGGGGUCUCUGCUGCCCGGCCUCCCUUCUCCAGGACUCUACGCAAGCUCCCAGUCACUGCUCCUCCUGUUCCAGGC